Messenger RNA from Megalopta genalis, 2259 nucleotides. RefSeq names its product Spaetzle domain-containing protein 4 (gene spz4). NCBI's taxonomy places the organism in Eukaryota, Metazoa, Arthropoda, Insecta, Hymenoptera, Halictidae. Gene Ontology annotation, biological process: innate immune response; monocarboxylic acid transport; central nervous system formation. The record is from RefSeq and is a predicted model, not a curated record. Gene Ontology annotation, cellular component: extracellular region. Gene Ontology annotation, molecular function: monocarboxylic acid transmembrane transporter activity; growth factor activity; Toll binding.
GGGAAUACACUUACCCUAAAUAGAAUUGAACAAAAUUGUGUAACGAAAAUAUUUUCGUUAAAUCCAGAUAUGUAGUUCCUAUACGGACAACGAGCGGCUAGUCAAUAGCGAGACGCACCCACUUUCCCAUCACGUCAUCCGUAGUUGUCGAGGCACAUACAGACUACCGGACUACGAAUGAGUAAUAAGUAAAAGAAAAAAGGCAACAUUGCAACCAAUGACAGCAUUGUAAGAUCAACAAUAUAUAUAGACAAUUAUGUAUAUAUGUAUACAGUACACCUACGUGCAAUGUAUCGAUCCACUUAUUCACGUUUGCAAAUUUAAAAUUCAAAGAACACUAUUCUCUUCUGCAUUUCAACGAACGACAAAAUGACUUUACCGCCAGCCUCAAGACGGCACGAAGAAAGAAAAGAGAAACGCAGUUUUGUGGUGAUUUUCGAUACGUAUCUCCAAAACUGAAGAACGAUAGUAGCUAGUAGGAUGUCACGUGACGAGGCUGAUAGAGGCUGGGCAUGGAUGAUCGUCGCCGCUGUAACCAUCAUUAAUAUGUCAAUACUACCUAUACAACAAUGCUUCGGUCUCAUUUUCACGGAACGUUUCCUUGCACUUGGUAUUACUGCCACACAAACGUCCUUAAUUCUUCAUUUAAAUGGGACAAUUACGUGCAGUCUAGGCUUGAUAAGCGGGCCGAUGAUGAAAAGGUUCACAUUUCGAAAAGUUGCUUUUGUCGGCAGCAUGACAAUUGCAGUUGGCAUCUGCAUGACUGCGUUUGCAAUCUCUGUUCCUUCUAUUAUCUUCACAUAUUGCAUUAUCCUGGGCAUCGGUUUCGGAAUCAUGUUUCCAGCAACGACCCUAGCAAUGAAUACGUACUUCCGGAAGAAACGUAAUAUGGCAAUGGGAUGCUCGGUUACUCUGACCGGUCUCGGUCCUAUCUUAAUGCCUCUUCUAAUAACAAAAUUACUAGAGAAUUAUGCUACCACCGGAACUCUUUUAAUUCUCUCUGGUAUUGCUGCACAUGCUUUCAUUGGAGCGUCAUUGUUAAAACCAUUUAGAGAAAUGGAGAUUUCAUGUAUCGCGAAGGACAAUGACACCAUGGAAUCUUCCGUAGAAUGUAUCGACGCUCGUGUUACCAAAGGAUUUGAAGAAUUGGACCUGAAAAAUAAAACUGACGUGAAUGAUGCUGAAAGUAAAUGCCAACUCUUGUAUAAAAGUGACAAUAUCAAAAUUAAAACGUCCACGCCAAGCCUGAAUGAUGAGGGUAAAAAGGAAGAUAAAAAAACGUUUCUGUCAACGAUCUCAGAGAAUUUGGAUCUCGAUAUGCUGAAGGACACUCGUUACGUCGCAGUUAUAUUAGGGAUGGGAAUAUCUUUGGUCGCUGAGACAAACUUCAACGCUUUGAUACCCUUCAUUCUUGCCGAGCUGUCUGGACUUCAAAGAACUUCGAUAGCAACAAUCAUGUCGAUUCAAGCUGCAUCAGAUAUUACUGGACGAUUGUGCGUUCCACUUUUGGCACAAAAAGCUGGUUGGACGCCAAGGAAUCUUUACAUAUUAUCGUUGAUCGGCUCGACCAUUGGAAGAACUAUAUUAUCGAUCUGGGGAAGCAGCUAUGCUGUUGUUAUCGGUGUUGCAUUGAUUAUUGGCAUUGCAAAAGGGACGAAAGCUGUUUUCCAAACGUUAAUAAUUCCUGAUUACGUGCCACUUGAAAGAUUGCCCGCUGCCUCGGGCAUGCAAAUGGUUUCCAAUGGUAUACUAUCUAUUGCCAUAGGCCCAAUCAUAGGUGUAGUUCACGAUGCGAUGAACAGUUACGUAGGUGCUCUUCAUUUCACUUCUUUCUUAAGUCUCUCUUGUGUCUUUCUGUGGUACGCGGGAGGACUUUGGAGGAUAAACAAAGACACUGAGAAUCGUUACAAGAAAGGAGAAAUGAAAGGUGUACCGGAUGAUGCGUAUGAAUCUAGCACAUUUUUUCACAAGGAUUCAAAGGGACCAAAGAAAUUAAAAUAAAAAAAUAACUUGGGCUUAUAAUACUCCACUUAACUGUAUAAUUAAGGUCAGGGUUGAAAACAGCUUCUCGCUGUACCUUGACUCUUUUUUUGUAGCAAAUGUGUUUAAUUUUUUGUUUCUCGUUUUCUAAGCACAUUAUUGUGUCUAAUAAUGUUUGAUAUUCAUAUUUUUGUAUAUAUGAAUACUAGACAUUUUUCCUGCUAUUUAUAAAAGCUUAUACAAUUAUACAAUACUCAUUAAAUUCACAAUUGUAAUGUA